Asterias rubens (European starfish) is the source of this 1985-nucleotide messenger RNA. RefSeq names its product protein LMBR1L-like. The transcript has 11 exons. Gene Ontology annotation, molecular function: transmembrane signaling receptor activity. The record is from RefSeq and is a predicted model, not a curated record. Gene Ontology annotation, biological process: signal transduction. NCBI's taxonomy places the organism in Eukaryota, Metazoa, Echinodermata, Asteroidea, Forcipulatida, Asteriidae. The coding region runs from base 132 to 1700 and encodes 522 amino acids.
GCAAAACUGGAAAGUGUGGCCGGUUGACAUAGACGACGCGCUAAAAUGUGACUAAUUCGUGAAUCCUAACCACUCAAAAUGUCCUUUCCAGUAACUACAGAGUAUUCAAGUUGCUGCGAUUUAGGGGAGACAUGAUGGACCACCAUUGGGACAGCACAGAACAAGUAUUUCAUGACGCAAUCAGGGAGUAUUUGAUUGAUUUACUGUUCUUCGCCAUUCUUUACCUCUCGUCCUACGUAGUAAUCUGCCACUACAAGAGACAAGCCGACAAGGAGGACUACUUCUCAGCGGAUGCAUCUGAUGCCAUUGUCUACCGCGUAGCGUUAUGGAGUUGUACUUUCACCCUAGCCAUCUCGGUCGGGGCAGGCGUACUGCUCCCGUUUUCCAUCCUCAGUAACGAGGUCCUCGUCUUCUAUCCAAACAACUUCUACAUGAAGUGGCUCAACGGCUCCUUGAUCCACGGGCUGUGGAAUCUGAUAUUCCUGUUCUCAAAUCUUGCUCUGUUUGUUCUGAUGCCCUUUGCGUACUUCCUCACAGAAUCGGAAGGUUUUGCUGGAUCUAAAAAGGGUAUCAAGGCUCGUGUGUAUGAGACGUUCGUUGUGCUUCUUAUUCUUGGUCUCCUGGUCUUUGGUAUGGUAUGGGUCGCCUCAGCCAUCCUGGACAACGACUCCUCAAGCAGAGAAACACUCGGAAGGGUUUGGUCGUCAUAUCUACCGUAUCUCUAUACAUGCAUCUCGCUACUUGGAGUUGCCAUGUUGCUUAUAUCAACCCCUUUAGGGUUCACCAGAAUGUUCUCCGUGAUCGGUGAACUUGUGGUCAAACCACAGUUCAUGGAAAACUUGGAUGAAGAAUAUCACUUGGCAAAGUUUGAAGAAGACGACUUGCUGAGGAAGAUCAAAGAGUCUAGUGCCACAUACACCAUUGAGCAGCCCAAUGGACAGACAGACUUGAGGCAGAGACUAGCCGAUGUACAACGCGAUCGGAGGGUGCUGGACAGGAGGCGGAGGGCGUCAUCAUGGCAACGCAACCUUGGAUACCCGCUGCUGUGGAUUCUCCUGUUUGCGCUGACCGUACUGUCGCUAUGCAUGGUGGGGUGGAACAUCUUCAGAUUGCUGUUUGGGAUCGGCUUCUUUUCUGUCAGCAUAAAGGAGGCGGGCCUCGGCAAGGUGUCUCUGUCGAUGCUAGGAUCCUUUGGUGCCCUUAUUGAGGUUGCCCUUAUAUGCUAUCUCAUGCUAGCAUCAGUCGUCGGCUUUUACAGUGUGCCGUUUUUCAGAACAUUAGUUCCCCGGACCAAAGACACGCCCAUGACCAAAGUUAUAGCCAACUGCCUAGUGCUUUUGGUUCUUAGUUCAGCAUUACCGCUGCUGUCAAGAACACUGGGUAUCACCAACUAUGACCUGAUCGGUGAGUUCGGCCGCUCCAACUGGUUGCAGAACUUCUACCUCAUCAUCAUCUACAACAUCCUCUUCAGCAUCCUGACAUCUUCCUGCCUCCUGAACAAGUUCACCGCCACAGUGAGGGACUACAUCCUGCAGAGCGUCACGCUCUACAUGCACAACGUCCGAGAGGCCAACCAAGUACGGACGUCCAAGUUCUGGGCGAUGAGGAGCUGGAAGACGCAGCACGCUAACGGGACCAACGGGAAUGUGAUGGGAGUGACGGCGAACGGUGCUUCUUCUAGUACUAGUAAGAAUGAAUGAAGCAGAUUGUUUUUUUGUUUUUUUUAAUGCCUGGGGUGGAUUUCACAGUGCUUCUACUAGUACUAGUAAGAAUGAAUAUAGUAAAUUCGGGUUCUUAAAUGCCGGGGUUCUAUUCACAGAGCUGCUUAGCAAAAGAACAUUGCUUAACCAUUUUCUGCUAAGCAGAAUUGAGCAACAGGUGCUUAAACUAGUACUAGUAAGAAUGAAUACAGCAGAUUGUUUUUUUAUUUUAUUGGGUGGGCCCAAUUUCAUACAGCUGCUGAAGCAGAAAAUGUAUCGCUCAAG